AGCAAUGGUUCUUUUGUGAUAAAAUAUUGAGUAUUCUCGGAUCAAUUAAUUCCAUGAAAAAUCAUUAUUUUGUUAUUGUUUUACCAUUCACGUGCAAUUAAAACAAGUUACAAUCGUAAUGACAAUGUGCGGGCUACAUUUUAAUGCCAAAAUUAAUAAGUUUACAUCGGUAUAAGAUGGUGUAAAACACAAAUUUAAAAUUUCCGAAUUGAACUCUCCCAAUAUUUUUUCGUUCAGCAAACGAAAUCGGGGCCGUUUCCGACACACGCAGUGCAUGUUUUUCUUCAACAAAAAAAAAAUUUAUCAAAUUUUGUGUCGGGUUGUGAGAUAAAUUAAUUGAAUCGAUUGCAAAUUUGAAAGGAUCGUGUGCUUAAUUGUGUCGAUUUGGACAUAUCAUCAGCUGGGAUUUUACAUUUCUCGUGCAACAAACAAAUGGGUACCCAUUUAAGCAACAAAGACUACGCCUUUUGGAGUUCGUAAAUGGUGACAGCGCCAUAUUACAUUUUACCGAGAUAGUGUGUGGAUGUGGAUAAUUUUGAGUGUAAAAUGGUGUAUCGCAGCAACUCCAGCACGCAUCUAAACUCCAAUGAUAUCAACAAUGUUCUACCAAUACCCACCGUAAAUCACAAAUCAUCAUCAUUCACGAAUCUGACAUUACCGCCACCACUUCCACCAGCAACAACGGAUUUCGAUCCGGGAAAGCAGGCACGGCGCUCUGUUCGCCGGCUGAGCAUUGAUAUCGAGAGACUAAGACUGAAAAAAGAUGUAACUGCAUUGUGUACAACCAAACGACGGAAUAGUAUUUGUCGCAGCGCGAGUGAUUUGACUAAGAGUGUAUUGUAUGAUGAUCUGAAAUCACUGAAAACCCAACGAAAUGAAUGUGUUCAAAAGCAUAAAAGUGAUAGGAUUGCAGUGCCAUGUACAACGACGUCAAAAAUAUCAAUACCACCAAGUAAUGAAUGGCAUGGGGACAGUGCGGCAAAGGUUUCAUCAUGGAUGAGCGAAGGUUUGGAACCGGAUCCAGAACAGGAGGAUACAACUUUGAACAGGCUACAAAUUAGUGUACCGUUGGAGAGGUUGCCCAUGAAAACCGUUGACUGGCUGCUGGCAAUUAAAAACAGCCAAACGGUCGAUAAACUAAAAAUUCUUUGUCUCUACUGUGAUAGAACAUUUUCAAGUCAAACGCUCUAUGCAAAGCACUCGGAACGGGUACACCAAGCUCCGGAAGGCCGACGUCUUAGCGCAAGAAAAACGAAUUCCUCAUCGUUACUGUAUCCAGGAUGUUCUCAUUGUCACAAUGGAAAGACGACGUCUCUACUGAACGAGGAACUGCCAGCAUUGUUUCACCACUUAAUCGACAUACACUUCGACAAAUAUUUCGCCUGCAAACCAUGUACAGUUAGAUUUCCCACUAAGGAGGCACUUGAGACACAUUUAGAACAAAUGCACAGAGGCACUUCACUCAAACUUUCACCAGACAAACGAAAGAAGCGAAUCGAACGACGUAUUCCGGACAAUGUCCCAGCAAAUCUUAGUCAACCACUUUCCAUUCAAGUUGAUCUCGCCGACAGUUACGACGAUAAAAAGGACGACGACAAGAGCUCGUCGGAUGAACCGAUUUUACGAAGUAGCCGACGGCAGCUUGUCAAUCGUGCGGAUACAACAAAAGCCACAAAUCCACGCAAAACGAGAAUGCUUCGGAAUGAGGAAACAAUUUUGUCACGUCUCGGUAUCACACAAAAUCGUUCCCCGCGAACCAGACGAGGUCUGAAGACUCGUGCGGAAGCAAUGCGAGCAGAGACUCCAGUCAUACGACCGACUCGCAACAAAAAUACCCGAUCGACUAACAACAGCUCUGGUGUCAUGAUCGAGGGAAUUGAAAUGACAACCCGUUCGUCGGCAGUCACAAAGGUUGAGUCACUCAGCAGUACAUUCGAUGAAAACUUUUACGAAUCAGUCAGCAGUAAUGUUCGUCAGAAUUUAAGUUGUCAUUUGGAUGGUAAAAUACAAAGUGGUCCAAUGUCACCUAGUCCAAUAAGUCCCGUCGGUCCAGUACCAGCCGUUCGAUCGACUCUAGUGAAAAGUCCUCUAGUUUCAGAUAGUGAAAUACACGAAGCCACGGCAAUAUCAGCGUUGACCGCAUUUCCAACACUACUGACAGCAUCGCAAUACGGCGCCGAGCCAAUGCCAGUUGGAAAAAUCAAAAAACCGAUCACCAAAAACUCGUGGAAAUGGAAAUGGGACUGUGUGAAGAAGUAUAAAUACGUGAACGAAGGCGGUAAGGUCGUUAAAAAGGUGAAGCAACCGGUGGCCGGAUUUCGCGAUCUAUCGAAAUUGGACAUGUGGACACAGUUGACGAUGCGAACGAAACAUGAAACGGUGCGAAAACAUGAAUUAGAAGUGUCCGGAGAGGAAACGUGUUUGCCUGUUGGAGAAGUUGCUAGAGAAGACAAACGGAAGCUGAUCACGCAGCUCAAUAAAAUUUUGGACACUCGAAUAUUACCUCAAAUCAAUUUGGAGCAAAAUGAUCAGCGAGUAGUCAAAUUGGAAGUUGAGGACAAUGCUGAAACCGAUCACAUUGAGAUGAAGCCAGACCACGACCUACCGAAUGAUGAUGUUCUUACCAUACUGCAGAUCGCAAAGAAACCGUCAACGACUAGUGAUGAAGAAAGAGUAUUAAGUGGAGAAUGGGCUCGGCCUCGUUGCUACAUUUGCUACGGAUGUGGCGAAAAAUUCGAAAACAUUCGACGGCUCGAAGAUCAUAAGAACAAUUUCCAUCCGCAUGUCUAUUCGACCCACUACGAAAUAGUCGGCAAAGAACUCAUCGAAGGUGAUUUGUUUCGCAAUUUUUACAUACCGUCGAACGCUCUGCGUGGACACAGUGAGCGAUUGCUGGAGCGGAAAGGUAAUGUCGAAGUGGAAGAUUCCAUGGACAGUGUGGCUUCGUUUUCCAUCAGCUGUUCGAAAAGUGACUCUUUUGAUUUGGAUUCCAAUUCACGAAAUUCAAAAGUUAGUGCAAUAUCACAUGGUACGUCGGUGGGAAAUGUUGACGAAUCGGCAGUGAAUGAUGUGUCGAAUGAGCAAAGAAAACGGUGUACAAAGUGUGAACGUUCCUACAACACAAUGUCCGAUUUGUAUCGCCAUAUGUUGGAUUGUUCGGGCGAUUACGAUUGGUUUUUGGCAAAGAAACGGCACAACAUCAAGUACAGAUAUUUCGGAUCGAGACGCAGAAAGAUUAAUCGUACGAAUUUCGGUAAUCGACGACCCAUUCGGCCGAAGAAGGAAGAGAGCGAUACACCAAGAAUUCGUGAUACUCAAACGCCGAAACCAAGGCCUAGUGAUGCUGAAUCCAUUCAACGCAUGUUAGCUAAUCUGCCAGCCAAACGGGUGUGCCGACAAAUCUUUCCGAAUCUACAAGCCAAAAAGCGUGCUCGCAAAUUUAUGCCAACCAAUUCAAUGACACGAAAUCGUCAGCAUCAGCAUCUGAAGCCCACCAACACGAAAACUAGUCGAAAUUUCAAAUUUAUCGCAACAACACAAACGACUGCGAAUGCAAUUCGCAAGAAUAUCUCGAGAAGACUGCGAUUUUUCGCAGCUAACAAUGCCAACGAGAUGGUACGAAGCACCAGAUCCGCACGAGCAGCAAAGCAGCAAAACGGUGAGGAGGCGACGGAAGAACCGACGGAAAGUGAAGGUGUUGUGAAGAACAUAACCCGACGUGCGCAGAGAUUGUUUCCGAAAUUAGCGAAUACGUUUCGCCGGCCAUUACAGAAACGUAAUCUUCGAAAUGCGGCUGGUACGAAGACAGAAACCAAUUCCAAUUCGAUUAUGGAUCGAAUAAGGAAGUCGAAACGAGUGCAGGUCACUAUAAAGAAAUUGGACGAGAACAUUGUCGAUUUAGUCACACUGGAUGGGAAGAAAACCGAAGACGAGCCGCAGGCGGUCGAAUGUCCAGAGAAAAUGGUUAAAAAACCAAACAUCAAACGACUGAUCAAAAGUAUUCGGGGAAAGCGUGCUAGAAGCAGAAAGACCAUCGAGAACGUCGAAGUUGAAGCUACAGUUGAAGCAACACCAUUACCAGAGGUGAAGAUUGAAGAAGACGAAAUUAAGCAGCUCGAUGAACCAAAAGAGAUUCCAAGUCAAAUCGACGAAACUUCCCAAAGUAGUAGUCGUUCUGAGUCAAGUAGGAAAUCCAAACGAAACACGGUCAAAAAGCAAAAAUCCAUCGAACCUACUGUCGUUGAAGUCAUUCCCAAUGAUAGUGUUACGGAAACAAAACCAUUGACUGAAGAAGUGAAAGUUGUUGAACUGAUUGAGCACAAACACGAAACCGUCGCACCAGAUAUGCCCACCGACGAACCUAUCGAUUUGAGUCAAUCGAAAACCAAAUUGUCAGUUCCCGUUGUACAGGAACCAGUCAAAACCCCACCAAUGAAACGACGCACACGGAAACUGAACGAUUGUAUAGCCAUGCUGACUGGUAAGCUGCAAGAAAAGUUAGGCGUUCCAUUCAUCAACAACGAAACGAAUAUUUUACUCAGUCCGAGCAAAAGUGAUUCGGUUGGAGUUGCGGAGAUUGAGAAAGUAGAACAUCAGAAGCAGGAUGGUGAUGAGAAAAGUGUGCAAAAAUCUUCCGCAGAACCAAGUUCCAGUCACAGCACGCCAACAAAACGGGGAAGUCGAUCGCCAAAGACGACAGAACAGAAAUCUAAUGUUGUGGCACCUGCUAUUGACGCUAUUGACAUUAAACCAACAUGUAUUCCGAUUGUCGUUAGUUUGGUGGAUGCACCUGUAGUUGUUUCCUCUGUUACUGAAAAUGAGCCAACUGUCGCUGAAACAUCGACUGCUACUCCAGAGGAUACUGUGAGUGUUUCGAAGGAAGAAGCAAACGUUACCACACCCAUAAUCUUGCCAACGAUCUCGGAGCCAGAACUCACCCAAAUAAAGCGAACACCAAAACGAAGUGCUUCCAAAGUAGACAUUGUUGACGAUAGCUCAUCGAAGAAAUUGGACGAAACACCUCGAGUCACUAAGCGGCAAGAGAAAAGUAAGGCCACAAAGACGGUGGAAGAGCCUGAGACAAUUAAACUCGAUUCUUCUUUGUCAGACAUUGUUGCGACGGAUAAUACAGCCACUGAACCAACAAAUGACGUAGAAUUGCAAGAAGUAGAAAACAAAAAUUUGCAAGAGGCUACCAUCACCGCUGAUGUUGAAGAACCACCAGUUCUGGAAGAUGCAAGUGUCGACCGUGUUUCGAAGAAACGUCAGACGAAAAAUGCAUCUCCAAAGUCAAUCGUUUCAGUAAAAGAUGACAAAUCUGCAGCAACAACAGUUUCUGACUCUGUCGACAAAGCGGAGCUUAUUCCGGAGAAUACGGUAGCAGUAACAAACAAACAAAAACCAGCCAGAGCAAAAGCAGUUAAAAAUAACACGAAAAAGAGUCCAAGUGUUUCGAGUUCACCUCAUGACAUUGAGCCACUGAAAAGUUCAGUCACCCAGGAAAACAUCGACAAACCAAUCAACGACGAAAAAGACGUGAAGAAGGGCAGAAAGUCCAAGAAAGGCUCUGUCGUCUUGGAAACAAAACUUCCAGAAGUUGAAACUCCAAGUAAACUAACCGCAAAGACCAAGGAUUCCGAUUCAAGUGAAGACGAAAUGCAUCCAUGGGAUCCCGAAAUAGGAUUCAUCACGGCCAACAAUCCGGAACCUGCUGCUACACCACCAGCUCUAGUUCCCGAUGUCAACGAAAAACUUCGCGACGCAUCUUCAUCGAGUAGUGAUCCAAUCAACGAAAUCAUUCCGCCGUCGACAACGAAAAAGAAGCGUCGGAAAAAUGAAUUGGCCAAAAUUAUUGCCGACCAACUGUUGGAGAGUUUCAAGGAAGUUGACAAGUCUCGUAUCGAAGAACUGAAGUUGUUGCACGACUUAUCGAUUGAAAGCAACGAUGAUCUUUUGCUGUCAACAACAAUGUCUCGCACACCACCGCCGAAGCGAAGAACCGCUUCGAAUAUUCGUAACGAUGUCGUAGCCGAGUCAAAUUCAAACGUAGAAGAAGUCAAUAGCAGCGAGAAUGUUGACAAAGGUGCUUUGAAACGGAAAAAAGCGAACGACAGUAAAAAGCCUCCGCCGAGUGCGAAAGUCGGAAAGAAAAGGAAAAAUGUCACCCUGAAAACCAACAAGAAAGACAACCGGAAGAAGGUAUCCGACGUUCCCAGUUCGGGAUAUUUAUCCGAUACUGAAAUUAGUCAGCCAAAGAAGCCCGUUAUCAUGCGACGUCGUUUGACCAUUUGCGAUGAAUCACCCAAACGGAUGAGUAGAAACAGUAAGGAGACCGAGGUGUCCAUUUCUCUAUUCGACUCAUUUAAGAAACGUAAAAAUUCCGGCGAAAUUUCCACGAAAACCGCACCGAAAGAUGCCAAAAUCAGACCGCAAUCGAAACUCGUGAAACGGAGAAAUAAGCGCAGCUUGUUGCAUCGGUUAAGUAACGAUUUGACGAAAAAUCCACCAAAUGACGAUGAACCGAUUGCCGUUGAGAAAGUUCCGUUGAAUUCUGACAAGUGCGAAGAUAAUGGAAAAUCGAAGGCCAACGUUAACGACCUAGUCACUCAGAUAAUCAAUGAUUUUACCACAUCCACACUCAAUUCACCGACAACGUCUCCAAUUUUGUUCGGUGAUCUGGCAAAGCCUCGGCUCAACAACACAGCCGCCAAACUGUCCAGUGUUCUUAACAACAAGAAGAACAUUUUGAACGGCGAAACUCUGGCCAACGGUUUCAAAAGUGAUGUGUCCAAGGAGAUCACAUUCGCCACGUUAUCGCAGCCGCUCAAAGACAAAACGGUGGAACAGCUUCGAAACACCGACAGCUCAGCAUCGGACGCAAAUCAACCGUUUCGUCCGCCAUUCAUGUCACCGCGAUGGGACCCAUCUGAUGAAUGGAAUGGUACGACCAAACCGAUCAAAGAUCCAGCGCUGCACAAGUUAUGGACGCUGAACAACAAGGAUGAGCAACUGUCUGGCGAUAAGAGUCUGUACCAGAGUGUGAAGGAAAAAACGAAAAAACUUUUGGGAAAAAUUUCGAGAAAGAAGUCGCGGAAGCAUGACGGCACUUUGAACAAUAAGAAGUCGACGGUAACGGUUUCAGCUACGAAACGACCAUUGUUGAGGCCAAGCAUUUUAUCGGUCAGCAAUCACACAGCCAAAGUGGAUGCCGUUGACACGGAAAAUUGCCUGAAAACAUUGGAGACGAACAGUCUCUUCUUGGGGAAGAUUUCCAAUUUCGAAAACGAUGCAAAUUCGAAAAUAUUCCGGAACGACAAAGCCAAUUCGACGACAGACGAUAAAGUUGAGAGUACCGAAAUUGUGGCCGAAAAUUUUAGCAAGAAAAGCGACACUGUGAUCAACAACCUAAAAUCGAAUUUCGAAAAGGAUGACUGGAAAACGGAGAAGAAGUUCGACGAGAACGUUUCGAAGAGUAAAAGUGGGAAAAACGAUCGUAAGCUAACUGUUCAAGCGGUCGACAAUAAUCGCUUGUCCAAACAGAAUGCCAAAAAGAAAGCACAAAGCACGGAUCCAGAGAACGAGCCGAAAAAUGCCCCCAAAAAAGACAAUGUUGAUAAAGCUAUGGCCGGUAGCGCCAUUCAACGUCGCAAGAUGGGUUCAACCAAACGAAGACCUCAUAUGUCGGUCAACAAUGCAUCGAAGGAUCCAAAGAAACCACUUGCCAGUAAAACAAAGUCUUCGAUGGAAUCGAAAGCUGUGAAACCCAUCGGUAAAAGGAAUGCCGCAAAGACAUUUGAUGAAUCAUCGCAGGACACGAUAUCGGAAACUGUGAGCAAAGUACGUGACACGAAUGACGACCACGUAACCGAGUCCGAUGAAGAUUUGAGUUUAGCCGAAAUUGCAAAAAAUCUGAACAACAAAACCGGUAACGAAUUUAGUAAUGUCGGAGAUGCAGAGCCAGUCGAACUCACGGAGUCAUUUGACGGUAAGAGUGACUUCAGUACAUUGGUGGCUGUGAUAAAUGAUCAGUUGGAAUCAAAGCAUGAUGAAAAGGCAGAAAGUGUAGCUGAUUGUGAUGAGGACGCCGAAGACGGUGAAUGUAUAAAUGACACGAACACUGAUCUGAUCGACAUGGAUCUCGAGGACACAGCCAGCAUUUACACAAGUUCAACAGUAACGACUAGCGGUGGAAGUCCAAAGAAGCGUAAACGACGUCACGGAAGAUCGAUUUUGAUGAAGUCCAGCCGGAAGACCAAACGAGGUGAUGGCAGUUUUCUAACGCCGGGUGAGUCGUUCUUCUGCGACUUGUGCUCGAAAACGUUUAGAACGCAAGGUGGCCUGGCGACACACCGUACAACAUUGACCCAUAUAUCGAAACUGUCUGAACAGGAAUUUAAACAGAAAAUGGAAACCCCGAAGGAAAGUAGUCCGGAACCGAAACCCGUUGCUGAGGAAGACGCCACCACAAAGCCAGACGUUACUACGUCCCCGAUAAUUGAAUCAUCUUCACAGCCGCAGAUCCCGUGCAAUCAAUCACCAUUGUCGAAUCAGCGUCACGUAUCCAUCACCAGUCCCGUUCGUAAUCAAUCCUUGACGUAUUUGAACAACAUCGAGCCAAUUUCGUCGCCAGAACAACACGAUUUCAACUACGAUCGCUACAAUACCAAUUCACGACCACGAAGCAGCGUACCAAGCCACGACACUUCGCGCAUUGCAUUGAGUCAAGAACAGCGUUUCUUCUACGAAUGUUGUUCGAUGCUGAAAGGUUCCGAUCGAUCUAAUGUCAAUCCGAGUGAUUCGCCAAGCAAAUACUAUACUCUGCCCGAACGCACCGAUGUCAUCACCAAACCGGUAACACCGCGAUCCAAUGAACAGUACUCGUACGUUGUGCCGGAGGGCUCCAAACAUUCCAAAGGAAUACCGAAAAUUGAUUUGAAUCAAUUCAGUGAUAUCUCGUCGGACUCAAAUCCAGCCUUCUCCUGUCCGCAAAAUCCUAGCAGCUCAGAAACGCAGAACAUCUUUCCGAUGGAAUCGAAAAGGAUCGCCGAAAAACGCGACUAUCGUUCACCGGAGAGAAACUUCGAUGCGAUGAAAAAAGACGGCCGAACGUUCAGCGAGAGAACAACGAUCCUAGACGCUGACUACCACGAAACUUAUUCGGAUAUGGGCGACAGUUUUCCAUCGUCACAAGAUGUGAGUGAAAGCGAACAGUACACGCAGACAAUAUUGGAACGAUCCAGCAAUUCGGAUGGCCUAAUUCGUGGUGGAUAUCACGACAGCAGCAGCACUGCUUAUGGAAAAAGCUGUGAUGAUAACAAAAAUCGACGGAAUGUCUUCACCAUUGCAAUGGAUAGUAACGAAACCAAAGGACUGUCGAACAGUUCGCCAGUCGAAUCACCACUUCAUUCAACAUCGUCACAAUCUUCCACUUUGUCGAAGCCGCGUACAAAAGCGGCCAUGAAAGGUUAUGACAACUUCAAGAUUUCGAUUCCAACGACUGGCAUAGACCUUCAACAAGCGCUGACUCGUAGCCCGAAUGCAAGUGGUUGCAAGUUAGCUGCCCUUGCUGACAUCGCACUCGGUAAUGAUGUACCGAGUGUUGUUGCCUUGAUUCGUUCUCAUUCUGACGUGGACAUUGAACCAUCACACACACCGGUGGAACAUCCUUCUGAAGAACCUGUUCCAGAGGUCAUCUGCCAGAAGCAAACUGUCACGAAGAAGGCGAACAAAUUCGGUGCGAGUAAUCGUAAGAAGAAAGUGGUGUCACCGAAGACGCCGAAAAAGCCCGUUAAAACGAACGUCAGGACAUCACCAAAAGCGACUCCAAAAAGCCAGCCGAAGGAUGUGUACGACUUUGAAGAUUUCGACGAUUCAACCGAUGCGCCGAUAUUGACACUGUCACAGGUUCGAUCAAAGCCGGUACCACCGCUAAAUAUUGACGAGGAGGACAGUGAAACAUCGAGUUACUCGGAUCGCUUGGAUUUCAACUACGAGUCGAUGAGCGAAAGCGAUACGUCGGUGGACAAUUUGCAGAAGAAAUGUCUGAUCGAGCGGAUCUUUAAGAGCGUUAAAAAACCCGACUCCAAAGAGAAGGAAAAAAUGGAGCCAAAGAAACCCAUCCCGAAACAGGAACUGGACAAAUUGUUCGAUGGUUUGAGACAAAGUGACAAAAAUGCAAAGGUCGACGAAAAGAAAGUGACUGAAAAGGGCACCGGCAUCGAUGCAAGCAAACAGAUCGAAGGAAAAGUCAGAAACGAACGUUCGCGGGAUCGACAGUCGAAAAAAUCGCGUGAAAUUGCCAAUUUGGAAGAGGAAUGGGGCAUGUCGAUGAAUCAAAUUGCCGAAUUAAUUGGCGUGGGUCAACGCAAAACUCAAAGACGGUGCGCAGCUAACAAACAGAAAACGUUUGCCGAGAACUGGAGUUCGGACGAAUAUGAAGAUUUUCACGCAACCAAAGACAUUUUCGCUUUGAUUCGUGAAGCUGAAAUGAAAGCGGGACGUGCUAGAAGUCGAACGGCUCGCAGCAAUGCCAAACGUGAACGUCAACAGCAAAAUGAUAAGAUGGAGCCAACCGAUGACGCUGUGAGUAACAUGAAAUCGAAGACUGGUGCUGAUGCAAAAGAUAAAGAGAACAAAGCAGCGACAGAUGACAAAAAUGAUGAGUCCGCAGAUGAUAAGGCAGAGGAUAUAAACAGCAAGGUAUCGGAACCAACGAGACGAUCCCAUUCCAAGUCAACAGAUUCGAAGACUUCGGUCAAAAAACCGGCCAAGGUGAAAAGAUCAAAAAGUUUCGUUGCUACAGAAUCGGACGACACUGACGACCAAUUCCAUUCGAGGAAAGUUUCCACGGCCACAAAGGGACAAAAAAUCAAAAGCCGACGCCAAACGAUAUCGUCACGCCCGGAUUCGCACAAAACACCCGUCAAAGGAAUUUCCAAUGGGGCCCGAGUCAAACCGCAUCGAUCCGCCGAUCAACGCGACAUCAAAUCCGAUGGAAGAACGAAAACCAAACCGAUGGCUCGUCGAAAGCGCAAAGCAUCCGAAAUGCUGUACUACUGGUCAUCGUCCAGUGACGAGGAUUUUGGCCGAAUAAAACCACGCGACGACAAUUUCGACGAUGACAAUCUGGAGCAACAUGGCUGGAUUGUUGGCGAUUCGCACAAGAAAUUGGUGACGUUAUUGGCACACGCUAAAGGUAAGAAAAUCGAGGACUGUGCUGUAAAAAAAGCCAUUCACAAGAAAAAGUCGUAGAAUUUAAGACUCAAGUAAUAGUGUUCACAUAAAGCGGCCGAGAGGCGCAACCAGUUUUUCAAAAAUUGAAUUUUUUAGUUUUAUAUUUGGGAUGUUCGACAUUAGUAUCGGUUUUUGAAUGUGUUUGGAACAAAUAAAACGACGGCUUCCAAAGGUAAAACCUUUUUAACAAAACAAAA
This is a messenger RNA of Bradysia coprophila, 11429 nucleotides long. RefSeq lists its product as uncharacterized. NCBI's taxonomy places the organism in Eukaryota, Metazoa, Arthropoda, Insecta, Diptera, Sciaridae. The record is from RefSeq and is a predicted model, not a curated record.